AUGCCAUUCUAUAGAAUUCUUGAAGGCUAUGGAAACACUGCUGCGAAAACUUACAUCGGCAAAACAUUGACCAUGUUGUAUGCCAUCAUUGGGAUACCGCUAAUGUUGCUUUUCCUCACGAAUAUUGGUGAUGUACUAGCAAAGAUAUUCAGAUUCUUAUACGCUCAAUCGAUUCGCUUAAAGUAUCGUCUUAUUCUAUGGCACAAGAAAAGAAAGGCAGCAAAAAUUCGCCGAGCAAACUCUCUCGUCUCGAGACUCACUAGAGCUCAUCGCGUGAAAGCAGAUUCUUCUCUAGACUCAUUUGCUGUUGGGGGUCCCGAUGUGGAAGACCUGCUCACUGCUCGCGUUGAAAUGGAACAACUAGAAGUUCGUGAGACGGCCCAAGCUCAGCUCGAAAAAAUUAGUGUGCCACUAUCGUUGGUAGUGCUUACUAUGUUUGCUUAUCUGAUAGCA
Messenger RNA from Cylicostephanus goldi, 453 nucleotides. The record is from the annotation of a GenBank genome assembly. Lineage: Eukaryota; Metazoa; Nematoda; Chromadorea; Rhabditida; Strongylidae.